Messenger RNA from Penicillium verhagenii, 3357 nucleotides. Its product is annotated as cytoskeletal protein-binding protein SLA1. The coding region runs from base 1 to 3357 and encodes 1118 amino acids. The transcript is spliced from 2 exons. Lineage: Eukaryota; Fungi; Ascomycota; Eurotiomycetes; Eurotiales; Aspergillaceae. Gene Ontology annotation, molecular function: protein-macromolecule adaptor activity; cytoskeletal protein binding; identical protein binding. The record is from RefSeq and is a predicted model, not a curated record.
AUGGGUUUCCUCGGCGUCUACUCAGCUGUGUAUGAUUACGAGCCUCAGGGAGAGGGUGAACUCCAGAUACGAGAGGGCGACCUGCUUUACAUCUUGGAAAAGGGUGCAGACGACGACUGGUGGAAGGCAAAGAAGAAAGCCGAGGAAGAAGAUGAGGAUGAGCCAGAGGGUCUAGUCCCAUACAACUACGUGGAAGAGGCGCAACCGGUACACCAUGCCAAGGGUCUCUUUGACUACACCCGGCAGACGGACGAAGAGGUCUCUUUCUCGGAAGAUGCAGAACUAUCGGUGUAUGACAUUUCAGAUCCCGAUUGGACUUUAGUCGGCAUCAACGGGGAUUAUGGGUUUGCGCCGGCAAACUACAUUGAAAUUCUUGAAGAUAUCGCUCCCACCACUGCAGCUAUUCCACCGCCGCCUCCGCCCCAAGCCGAACCCGAAGCACCAUCCCUUCCCCGACGGCCGACACAGCCUGCGCAAGAAGAGUAUGAAGCUGAAUCACCUUCUCCUUCUCCCAUCAAUACAGUACACAAUCCGGCUGCUGCGGCGAUCGCGGACAUUAUACAUAAACAACAUGCCCCUGUCAGCGCACACCCGGAGCCUUCUCGAGAAGUGUCGCCCCCUCCCCCUCAUCUCCCAACUCGGCCUUCGUACGAUCAGGAAGUAGGUGAAGAUGAAUCGCCUCCGCCUAUCUUGCCUAGGAGACCCCCAUCGGAACAGAUUACUCCACAAAUGAACUCAUAUUCACCUGAACCUUCCCCAGCUCCCCCACGCCCCAAGGCUGCAGCUCCCCCAAUGGGUCGUGAAAAAUCUCAUGUCAAAGAAUCGCCUCCCUAUAACCGGGCUGGUGAGCUGACGCCGAGAUCACCCUCCGGCUAUCACAUCUACAACAUUAAUGAGAUGGUGGAGGUCAUGGGCAAGCGGAAGAAGAUGCCAACAACAUUAGGUAUCAACAUGGUCACAGGCAUUAUCUUCAUUUCUCCGGAAGGUGAUGACCGCCAGCAGGAUUGGACCGCUGAAAAACUCACACACUAUUCAAUUGAAGGCAAGCACGUAUUCGUUGAUCUUGUUCGGCCUAGCAAGAGCGUUGAUUUCCACGCUGGAGCCAAAGAUACUGCCCAAGAAAUCGUUGCAGCACUUGGCGAGAUUGCCGGUGCUUAUCGUGCUGAGGGCCUACGAGAGGUUCUCGCUGCUGGAGAGGGUGGUGGUGGUCAGAAGACCGGUCAAAUUUUGUAUGACUUCAAGGCCCAAGGCUCCGACGAAGUGACGGUCAAGGUGGAUGAUGAAGUUAUUGUCCUCGAUGACACCAAGUCGGAAGAGUGGUGGAUGGUAAGGCGAUUGAAGAAUGGCAAGGAGGGAGUGGUUCCCAGCAGCUAUGUUGAAAUCACCGGCUUUGUGCCCCUCCUCCCACCCGGACCUGACUUGGGUAUGUCAAACGUGGAAAAGAACCGAUUGGAAGAGGCUAGGUUAGCCAAAGCUUCAGCCGGAAAGUCGAGGAAGGAUUCAAUGGAUUCGGCCGAUCGCUCCAAGCGUGACAGCAAAUCCAAGUCCAAACCCGAUCCCAGCAAGGUGAGAAGGUGGACGGAUCGCUCAAAGGCAUUCACAGUCGAUGCGCAGUUUAUCGGGCUACAAGAUGGCAAGAUUCAUCUUCACAAGAUCAACGGCAUCAAGAUUGCGGUUCCCGUUGCGAAAAUGUCUGUUGAGGAUCUAGAGUACGUGGAAGCCGCAGCCAAUGUGUCUCUGGAUGAGGAUAAGCCACUAUCGAGUAUCCGAAACCGUGCUUCUUCCGACGCUAAGAAAACCGGUAACGCGGGUGCAUCUGUUCAACGCCCCGAGUAUGAUUGGUUUGACUUUUUCUUGAAGGCUGGCGUUGGUCAUCACCAAUGUGAACGGUAUGCGCAGAACUUCCUCAAAGACUCAAUGGAUGAGUCUGUUCUCUCUGACAUUUCACCCGAGACUCUUCGCUCUCUUGGACUGAAAGAAGGCGAUAUCCUACGAGUCAUGCGUCACCUUGACACCACGCUGGGUCGUACCGGUAGCAAAUCCAAGUCCCGCAAUGUCAGUUUCGGUGGCGAGGAAGUUAUUGGUAAUGGCGAAGAUGGCCAGGGCGGACUUUUCGCUGGGCCAGGUGGUACUUUGCGAAACAAUACUCGCAAGGGAAGGCCGACACCGGCUGUUCAGGCUGGUGACGUUGUAGAUCCGAAAGCAUUCGAGCAAGCUGAUGCUUCAAAACCGAAUGAAGAGCGAGCUGCAACUCCCCCGACACCCGAGGAAGAGAAGCCUGCUGCGCGUGGCUUCGAUGAUGAUGCUUGGGAAGUCAAGCACCCCAAACAGCGUAGUGGCUCUGCUGCUACUUCAAGCCCACCCCCGAGCACCCCGGCUGCAGUUCCUCAGCCUCCCGUUCAGAAACAGGUCACGGGAGCCAUGGCCGACUUGACCUUGCUUCAGACUCCUCUCCAGCCCACACCGGCACAGCCCGCAUCCGCGCCGGUAUCAAGCAUUCCUGCUUUGCAACCACAACAAACUGCUGUACAGUCACCUCCUGUGCAGCAACCCCAGAACACGGGUGCUACGCCUGGAUUUUUCAACCAAAUAGCGCAGAUGGGCCAGCAGGCCAGACAGCGCCCCCAGCCUCCACAGAACUUGAACCAAAAUUCACUUCUACCCCCUCCUCCGCAGCGUCCACUCUCUGCCCCUCAGAACUUCUCGCAGCAACAGGGUUCUUUUGGGCCUCCUCCAUUGCAACCUCAAUUGACCGGCGUUCCCCUAGCAGGCCCUCCAGUUGCACCUCCCGGUCAAAGCCUAGCGGAGUUGAAUCAGCAACGCUUCCAGCCCCAGAUGCAUCCACAAGCUACAGGAUUUAUGGGAGAAAAUCAGUACCAGAAUGGUGUUAUGAUCCCCCAACCUACUGGCUUCACCCCCCAAUCGCAAUUUGGUAUCCAGCAGCAGCAGCAAUUUAAUGGCCAGUCAGUGCCAAUGCAGUCAGGAUUUCAGGGAAUGGCCCCCCAGCCUACCGGCUAUGGUGGAUAUGCGCAGCCCCAGCAGCCAAUGCAGACCGGCAUCAACUCCAUGCUCCCCCCGGCACUACAGCCUCAACAAACCGGAAUGAACGGCUACGGCAACACAUCUUACAACCAGCAGCCUCCUCCUCCUGUGCCACCAAUUCCUCAGCAACCAACAGCCACCCCUCUGUCACCUCAAAAGACUGGACCUCCACCUUCUGUCAGGUUCGGUGUGAAACCGGAUGCCGCCAAGAAACUUGCUCCCCAGCCAACUGGACUCAGGGCGAACCUUUCCCAAGCUAGUAAGUGCAUAAAAAAAAAAUUUUCCCUCUUCAAGUCAAAAAGUCCCAAUAGCUAA